AUGCAUCAAACACCUGCUGGUGCUGAGAACCUCCCAGGGGCAGCUGAACUGGGCUCAGAGAAGCCCCCAUGCUGGAACAUGUUUGUGUUUCCUGGCAGGAGAGUGAACAUCACUGUGAUUCUGGGAGCCCACAACAUCAGGGCCCGAGAACGGAGCCAGCAGAGGAUCCCUGUUGAACACUGGGUCAUCCAUCCCAAAUAUUCCCCUGCUGGCUUCAAAAAUGACAUUGUAAUACUGAAGCUGAAGACAAAGGCCAAGAUCAAUAAGAAUGUGCAACCCAUCUCCAUACCCAGGAGCAACGAACAUGUGAGAGCAGGAACAAAAUGUGAGGUGGCUGGCUGGGGCUGGACGUCUGUGUUAGAGCACCCCAGUGAUGUGAUGAUGGAGGUGGAACAGGAGGUGCAAAAUGAGGAAACAUGUAAGCGGCUAUUCGGACGUAACUUCAAGCGUUGGUCCAUGAUCUGUGUUGGUGAUAAGAACAGCGCAAAGACACCUUACCGUGGUGAUUCUGGUGGCCCAUUAGUCUGCAAUCAGAAGGCUUAUGGCAUUGUUUCUUAUGGACAUAAAAUCUGCCUCUUCCCUACGGUAUUCACCAGAAUCUCGUAUUUUGACUCCUGGAUACGUCAGCAGCUGGGGAUGUUUGCACUCCAAGAGCUGCCUGGCUCUCCAUCCUCUGACUAA
This is a messenger RNA of Ficedula albicollis (Collared flycatcher), 681 nucleotides long. Its product is annotated as cathepsin G-like. Gene Ontology annotation, biological process: proteolysis. NCBI's taxonomy places the organism in Eukaryota, Metazoa, Chordata, Aves, Passeriformes, Muscicapidae. The record is from RefSeq and is a predicted model, not a curated record. The transcript has 4 exons. Bases 1 to 681 code for a protein of 226 amino acids. Gene Ontology annotation, molecular function: serine-type endopeptidase activity.